Penicillium longicatenatum is the source of this 1551-nucleotide messenger RNA. RefSeq lists its product as uncharacterized. Bases 1 to 1551 code for a protein of 516 amino acids. The record is from RefSeq and is a predicted model, not a curated record. Lineage: Eukaryota; Fungi; Ascomycota; Eurotiomycetes; Eurotiales; Aspergillaceae. The transcript is spliced from 6 exons.
AUGGUGGCUGAAUCUUUAGCAGGAACACAUGAUCUCGAAGCACCUUCUUCAACCUUGGAGCAAUUCGCCCUGAGUGAGGACACGAAGCAUUCGAUACUUGAUCAGCACAACGAGGAAAAUAUCGCGACCAAAUGGGAGAUAUGGGCAUAUUAUGCUUAUUACGUUGGAAAUAACGGUCUAUCGUUAUUCAACUUUGCCCCCACAGCCUUCCAAAAUCUUCUAUAUGAAGCCGCGGGAGACUCCAAUAUUCUACUCUUCGCGGGGAAAUUCCGCUCAGUCGAAAGCAUCGUCCUCCUAUGCAAUGGAAUUUCUUUCGCUAUUCAAAUCGUGAUAUUUGUAGUGAUCGGCAGCUUUGCUGAUAUUGGAAACUGGCGUCCAAACAUCCUGAUUGUUCUCUCCAUCAUUGCCUAUGCCAUAGGGUUUGCCUGGUUAGGCGUUCACACCAAAGAAAAAUGGGAGAUAGGUGUUGGACUGUACAUCGUGGGACUUAUUGCCUACCAGACCACACUGACCUUCUGGACAGCUGCAUUCCCUUCACUUGCGCGGAAUAGUGCUGAGAUGAGAGAAAAGGCUAGUGAUUUUGCGCAUGGCAAUAUUUCCCGCGAAGAGUACGACUAUGCCGAUACCAUGAAGAGAAGCCAGCUUGCAAAUGUUGCAUUCUAUGUUCAGUCUGUUGCCGAAAUUGUCAUUCUUGCUGUCAUAGUUGGCAUCAUGUUCGGUAUUGAUGUUAAUACUAGUGAAGCAAAAAACAAUUGGGGCCUGAGCGUCCUCAUUGCCUUUGCGAGUGGUGUGUGGCUUCUUGUUUCCUUGCCGUGGUUCCUUCUGGAAAAAAAGCGACCUGGACAAGAUCCUGGCUCUAAAAAUAUCAUCAUGGCAGGCUUGUCGCAACUUUACUUUGCAAUGAGUCAGGUGUGGAAGCUGAAACAGAGCUUACUCUAUCUUAUCGGAUACUUCUUGUUGGGCGAUUCUUUGAAUACUACGGUCACUGUGAUAUCGACUUUACAAAAUAGCUUGGUGGCAUACAAUACAUUACAAUUGACAUAUCUUUUGAUUGUGGGGAUUGCAGCUCAGGCCGUUGGCAUAUAUCUUUUCUGGGCUAUUCAACAGCGAUACCGUCUUGGGACGAAGACUAUGUUCAACUUCAUCGCUUUCGGUAUUGUUCUCCUGGACGGCUGGGGAAUGAUAGGAAAUUGGACAACCAAGUUUGGCUUUCACCAUGUGUGGGAGGUCUGGGUCUACCAGGCAUUCUAUGGAUUGUUGAUCUGCCCUUGGUAUAGUUACUCCCAGAUCAUGAUCUCAGAGGUGACGCCCCGAGGGUACGAGUUCCUUUUCUUCAGUCUUUUCAGUAUUGUUGGAAAGACGUCGUCCUUCAUAGGUCCUCUCGUAUCAAGUGCAAUCAUUGAUGCGACACCCUCUGGCAAUGUGUCUGCACCAUUUUACUUUUUGUUUGGGUUGAGCUUGUUGAGCUUUAGUAUCUUGGUCAUUGGAGUAGAUUUGAAAAAGAGCCGGGCGGAACAAGAACAAUUCCUAAGGAAAAAAGAGCGGAGAUGA